Effrenium voratum is the source of this 1227-nucleotide messenger RNA. Lineage: Eukaryota; Dinophyceae; Suessiales; Symbiodiniaceae. The record is from the annotation of a GenBank genome assembly.
AGUGGCUCAGCUGGGCUGUUGCCGGGCUGUGGGCCUGGGCUGGGCCUCAGCCGUUCUUCCCAAGGCUCACCCGGCCAAGCUCACGCGCAAUGUGGGGUCAGGCGGAGGUCACCAAGUUUGCAGAGAAGCACCGUCUCGGUGAGGGGGCCCGCGCCGACCUCAAGAAGAUGUUUGACAGCUUCGUGACCAAGAGCAGGAGGCGGGUCACCGUCCGGGUGCCUGCGACCACUGCCAACAUGGGCCCUGGCUUUGAUUGCGCCGGCAUGGCGCUGGAUGUGUGGAAUGAGCUCACGGUGGAGCGAGCCUCGAGCUUCUCGAUGGAGAUUGAGGGUGAAGGUGCCCAGAAGUUGCCUCGGGACAAGUCCAACCUGGUGGUGAAAGGCGUGGAAGCAGCAUACAAGUAUAUCGAGCAGGAGGUGCCAACGCUGAGGUACUACACGUUGAACCGGAUCCCCUUUGCCAAAGGCAUGGGUUCCUCCUCUGCAGCCAUCGUGUCGGGUAUUCUUGCUGGCCUAGCGCUGGCGGGGUUCAACUUGCAGGUGAAGAAUGAGGAGGAGCUGUUGCAGAUUGCCACAAACCUGGAAGGGCACCCAGACAACGUGGCGCCGUGCAUCUACGGCGGCUUCCAGCUGGGUAUCCACAAUGGUUCUCGCUGGUGGACAGACCGCGUCACCAUGCCGCAUGGCCUGAUGUGCGUGGUCUUCUGUCCUGACCACGCGACAGAAACGAGUGAGGCGCGGCUGCUGCUCAAGGAGCAGAUCGCGAUGCAGGAUGCGAUUUUCAACUGCGGCCGUGUGGCUGUUUUGGUUGCAGCCUUUGCGACCGGGAACAUGGAAUGGUUACGGCACGGCACGGAGGACGCGCUGCACCAAGAACAGCGCGCGCCGAUCCAUCCACAUCUCAAGCCGCUGAUCCGAGCCGCCCUGGACGCCGGUGCCCACGGCGCGUGCCUCUCGGGAGCCGGUCCCGCUGUCAUCGCUUUCACCAGCGGUCGCUGUGGCGAUGUCACUGCGCAGAAGGCCUCUGAGCGUGAGGAGUUCAACGUGGCAGAAGCUCUCAUUGCGGCAGCUGAUGAGAUCGGUUGCCCUGGGCACGUGCUGAUCACCAAACCGGUUGAGCACGGUGGGUACAUUGUGUCCGAGACAAAGGUCCUGGACCCUGAGAACCGUCGUAGUCGGAUACAUUAUGUCCAAGAUUGAGCUGCCCGUUUCAGAGCCCGUCUGGGAG